This is a messenger RNA of Prunus armeniaca (apricot), 222 nucleotides long. The record is from the annotation of a GenBank genome assembly. Lineage: Eukaryota; Viridiplantae; Streptophyta; Magnoliopsida; Rosales; Rosaceae.
AUGUCCUCGGUAGGGUGUGCGAUCUGCCUUGGGAGGUGUGCAAUUUGUUUAGAGUUUCGAUGUGGGACUCUGGGCGUCAAUCGUGGAGCUGCCACGUGCCAGAGUGGGCAAGGUUGCCCUAAUGUUGUGAUCGGUAGGAGUCCCCCAAGUCCCCUUGCGAGAGUCUUCGGAAGGGGAUUUGAAUUCGUCCUCGGGAGGAAACACGGCCUUACCGUUCGGUAA